Molecule: messenger RNA, 264 nt
Organism: Didymodactylos carnosus
Lineage: Eukaryota; Metazoa; Rotifera; Eurotatoria; Philodinida; Philodinidae
Source: the annotation of a GenBank genome assembly
AUGCCCGGAAAUGCCGGAUUUUAUUCUUCUGACAAAGAAAAUACUCCACCAGAUGUAAAGUACAAAUCAAAACAAAAAUUCGAACCUAAAAUAUUGGUCUGGUUGGCAUUAUCAAGCAAAGGCAUUUCAGCACCAUACAUUGGAACAACGAAAGUAUCAGCGGUUGAUGUCGACGUCUAUAUUGGAAAAUCGUUACCAAAAUUGAUGAAAUUUAUCAAUAAACAUCAUAUUAAUGACAAAUAUAUCUUGGCCAGACCUGGCUAG